Orycteropus afer afer is the source of this 4001-nucleotide messenger RNA. Lineage: Eukaryota; Metazoa; Chordata; Mammalia; Tubulidentata; Orycteropodidae. The record is from RefSeq and is a predicted model, not a curated record.
AUGGAAAACCCCAGCUGCAUUCAGGAUGAGCCGUUUCCGCACCCUCUGGAACCCGAGUCGGGCGCCCCUUCUAUGUCAGCCCUGGGGAAGCCCGGCGAGAAGCGGUUCCGGCUGUGGUACGUGGGGGGUUCAUGCCUGGACCGCAGGACCACGCUGCCCAUGUUGCCCUGGCUCAUGGCCGAGAUCCGCCGGCGCAGCCAGAAGCCAGAGGCGGGCGGCUGCUGCGCGCCGCCGGCCCGCGAGGUGCUCCUGGUGCUGAGCGCGCCCUUCCUGCGCUGCGUCCCGGUGCCGGGCGCAGGGGGCUCCAGCCCCAACAUCGCGCAGCCAAACCCGUCCGUGUUCAUCUUUGAGCACAAGGCGCAGCACAUCUCGCGCUUCAUCCACAACAGCCACGACCUCACCUACUUCGCCUACCUGAUCAAGGCGCAGCCCGACGACCCAGAGUCGCAGAUGGCCUGCCACGUUUUCCGCGCCACCGACCCUAACCAGGUCCCUGAUGUCAUUAGCAGCAUAAGGCAGUUGUCUAAAGCUGCCAUGAAAGAGGAUGCCAAGCCAAACAAAGAUAAUGAGGAUGCCUUUUACAACUCUCAGAAGUUUGAAGUCUUGUACUGUGGAAAGGUGACAGUCAACCACAAGAAGGCCCCAUCAAGCCUCAUUGAUGACUGUAUUGAAAAGUUCAGCCUGCAUGAACAGCAGCGCCUCAAGAACCAGGGCGAGCAGCGCAGCACGGAUCCCAGUGACGACCUGGUGGUCUUUGAGGCUGAGGUGCCCAGCUCACCCAAAGACCGCCUAUUGGAGGAAAUAGAUGGAAUUCCCAACGCCCGCUCUGGCUUACCAGCGGUGGCCAGCCAGCCUGUUCUGUCCAGCUCUCGAGUUUGCUUCCCUGAGCGGAUCUUGGAAGAUUCUGGCUUUGAUGAACAGCAGGAGUUUCGGUCUCGAUGCAGCAGUGUCACUGGAGUCAUGCAAAGGAAAGUUCACGAGAACAGCCAGAAAGCACAGCCACGAAGGAGGCACGCCAGUGCGCCCAGUCACGUACAGCCCUCUGAUUCAGAGAAGAACAGAACAAUGCUCUUUCAGGUUGGACGAUUUGAGAUUAACCUUAUCAGUCCAGACACUAAAUCGGUUGUGCUUGAAAAGAAUUUUAAGGAUAUCUCCUCUUGCUCUCAGGGUAUAAAGCAUGUGGAUCACUUUGGAUUUAUCUGCCGGGAAUCUCCAGAGACUGGGCUGAGCCAGUAUAUUUGUUAUGUGUUCCAGUGUGCAAGUGAGUCCCUGGUUGAUGAGGUAAUGCUGACUCUGAAACAGGCUUUCAGCACAGCUGCUGCCCUGCAGAGUGCCAAGACCCAGAUUAAGCUGUGUGAGGCCUGCCCUAUGCACUCUUUACAUAAGCUCUGUGAAAGGAUCGAAGGUCUCUAUCCCCCAAGAGCUAAGCUGGUAAUACAGAGGCAUCUCUCAUCUUUGACAGAUAAUGAACAAGCUGACAUCUUUGAACGUGUUCAGAAAAUGAAGCCAGUCAGUGACCAGGAAGAAAAUGAACUUGUGAUUUUACAUUUGAGGCAGUUGUGUGAAACCAAGCAGAAGGCACACACUCACAUUGGAGAAGGCCCAUCGACCAUUUCAAAUAGUACAAUCCCGGAAAAUGCGACAAGCGGUGGGAGGUUCAAACUUGACAUUCUGAAAAAUAAGGCUAAGAGAUCCUUAACUAGUUCUCUGGAAAAUAUCUUCUCAAGGGGAGCUAACAGAAUGAGAGGCCGGCUUGGAAGCAUGGACAGCUUUGAACGGUCCAACAGUCUUGCUUCAGAGAAGGACUACUCCCCAGGAGACUCCCCACCAGGGACACCACCAGCCUCCCCACUGUCUUCUGCUUGGAACACAUUCCCUGAAGAGGAUUCUGACUCCCCACAGUUCCGAAGACGGGCACACACAUUCAGCCACCCACCUUCAAGCACAAAGAGAAAACUGAAUCUGCAAGACGGGAGGGCACAUGGUGUCCGCUCCCCUCUUCUGAGGCAGAGUUCCAGCGAACAGUGCAGCCCUCUUCCAUCAGUUCGUGGCAUGCACAAGGAGAGUAUUUCUUCCUCCAGUCUUCCAAGUCUUCACACUUCCUUCUCUGCCCCUUCCUUCUCUGCCCCCUCUUUCCUGAAAAGCUUUUACCAGAAUUCAGGUAGACUGUCCCCACAGUAUGAAAAUGAAAUCAGACAGGACACUGCCUCAGAAUCAAGCGAUGGAGAGGGGAGAAAAAGGACCUCGUCAACCUGCAGCAAUGAGUCCCUAAGUGCUGGAGGAACCCCUGUCACUCCUCGCCGAAUUUCUUGGCGGCAGCGCAUUUUCCUCAGGGUUGCUUCUCCCAUGAACAGAUCUCCCUCAGCAAUGCAGCAGCAAGAUGGACUGGAUAGGAAUGAGCUGCUGCCACUGUCCCCUCUUGCUCCAACCAUGGAGGAGGAACCACAUGUUUUAUUUGUGUCUGGUGAUGAUGACCCAGAAAAAAUUGAAGAAAGAAAAAAAUCAGAGGAACUAAGGAGUCUGUGGAGAAAAGCUAUACACCAACAAAUCUUGUUGCUACGAAUGGAAAAAGAAAACCAGAAACUUGAAGCAAGCAGAGAUGAACUCCAGUCCAGAAAAGUCAAAUUAGACUAUGAAGAAUUUGGUGUAUGUCAGAAGGAAGGCUUCUUAAUCUGGGAUAAAAAGUUGUUAAACUGCAGAUCUAAAAUCAGAUGUGAUAUGGAAGACAUUCAUCUUUCUCUUAAAGAAGGAGUUCCCAAAAGUCGACGAGGAGAAAUUUGGCAAUUCCUAGCUUUACAAUAUCGUCUAAGACACAGAUUACCUAAUAAACAACAGCCUCCUGACACUUCAUAUAAAGAACUUUUAAAGCAGCUCACUGCUCAGCAGCACGCUAUCCUUGUGGAUUUAGGAAGGACAUUUCCUACUCACCCUUACUUUUCAGCACAGCUUGGGGCAGGGCAGUUGUCACUCUUUAACCUCCUAAAAGCCUAUUCUUUGCUGGACAAAGAAGUGGGUUACUGCCAGGGAAUCAGCUUUGUGGCUGGAGUCCUGCUCCUGCACAUGAGUGAAGAGCAAGCCUUUGAAAUGCUGAAGUUCCUCAUGUAUGACCUUGGCUUCCGUAAGCAGUACAGACCUGACAUGAUGUCACUGCAGAUCCAAAUGUACCAGCUGUCAAGGCUCCUUCAUGACUAUCACAGAGAUCUCUACAAUCAUCUUGAAGAAAAUGAAAUCAGCCCCAGUCUUUAUGCUGCCCCUUGGUUCCUCACAUUGUUUGCCUCUCAGUUUCCAUUAGGAUUUGUAGCCAGAGUUUUUGAUAUAAUUUUUCUUCAGGGAACUGAAGUUAUAUUUAAGGUUGCACUCAGUCUACUAAGUAGCCAAGAGGCCCUUAUAAUGGAAUGUGAAAACUUUGAAAAUAUUGUCGAGUUUCUUAAAAAUACCCUCCCUGAUAUGAAUAUAUCUGAAAUGGAAAAAAUCAUUACACAGGUUUUUGAGAUGGACAUUUCUAAACAGUUACAUGCCUAUGAGGUGGAAUAUCAUGUGCUUCAGGAUGAGCUUCAGGAAUCUUCAUAUGCCUGUGAGGAUAAUGAACCUGUGGAGAAGCUGGAGAGAGCCAAUAGCCAACUGAAAAGACAAAACAUGGACCUCCUAGAAAAAUUACAGGUGGCUCAUACUAAAAUCCAGACCUUGGAAUCAAACCUGGAAAAUCUUUUGACCAGAGAGACCAAAAUGAAGUCUUUAAUCCGGACCCUGGAACAAGAGAAAAUGGCCUAUCAGAAGACAGUGGAGCAAAUCCGGAAGUUACUGCCUGCAGAUGCUCUAGCCAGUUGUGAGUCACUGCUGAGAGACCUGAACUGCAAUCCUAACAACAAAGCCAAGACAGGAAAUAAGCCAUAAUUUAAGAAGUGCCAUGUCAGUAGUAGGUGCUACUUAGAGCACUAAGGAAGGGAAGAGUCUGUGUGCUGCUGGUUGAACGCUGGACAACGAAGCUGGUGGAACCACCU